Messenger RNA from Talpa occidentalis (Iberian mole), 520 nucleotides. RefSeq names its product protein Abitram-like. The transcript is spliced from 5 exons. Gene Ontology annotation, cellular component: nucleus; filopodium tip; lamellipodium. Gene Ontology annotation, biological process: regulation of actin filament polymerization; regulation of filopodium assembly; dendrite morphogenesis. Gene Ontology annotation, molecular function: actin monomer binding; actin filament binding. The annotation marks the transcript as partial. The record is from RefSeq and is a predicted model, not a curated record. Lineage: Eukaryota; Metazoa; Chordata; Mammalia; Eulipotyphla; Talpidae.
AUGUCAAAGGAAAACCCUGUGAGGACCACUGUAUACUACAGCAUUCUAACCGAAUAUGUGUCAUCACACUCGCAGGAUCUCAUCCAGUUCUUCAAAGUGGAAAAACAAUCAAAAGCAUUUCCUAUCAAAUCAGUACCAACUGUAGCAGACUUCAGAACAAGGUUUCUGGGAAGUUUAAGCGGGGGGCACAGUUUCUAACAGAACUGGCACCUCUGUGUAAGAUUUAUUGCUCAGAUGGAGAAGAAUAUACCAUAUCCAGCUGUGUUAGAGGUCGGCUGAUGGAAGUGAAUGAAAACAUCCUCCAUGAGCCAUCUAUCCUUCAAGAGAAGCCAUCCACUGAAGGCUACAUUGCAGUUGUGCUGCCCAAAUUGAAGAAAGUAAAAGCAUCACAGAAGAGGUUACUGACCCAAGAACAGUAUGAAGAAGUGCUGGUGAAACGCAUUAAUGCCACAACAGCCACAUCGUGAGGACCAACAUGGAGCAAAAUGACAUGGGACUCUCACUCCUGCCUGGCCCACGG